AUGAGCGAGGAGACUACAGAAGUCUACCACAAUAUGGAGAUUUGCGCAACAAUCAUCUUCACAGUGGAGUAUGCUCUGCGCUUCUACAGCUGCAUAGAAUCGGUACAAGAUGCUGAGCAGCUCAGUGUGUCAGCACGUUGGAGAAGGCGGAUAUGCUUGAUGACAAGUGCAGCCUGUCUUAUCGACGUGGUCUCCUUGAUUUCUCUAUUCUUGGAUGUCUGCAUCACGUCCAACAUAUUCCGAGGGGUGGUGUCGAUUCGACUGCUCCGACUUUUCACUCUUUUCCGAUUGGAGCGGAAGCACAAGUUCUUGUCGCCGAUUGUGACGGUGAUAUCAAACAAGCGUAGAGAGCUGGGAGCCACGCUUGGUGUCGCUGGUCUUGUUCUGCUGAUCUCAGCAACCUUAAUGUACUAUGUUGAGUCUGGCGUCAAUGCCAAGUUUAGCAGCAUUUUAGCAUCGAUGUGGUGGGGCACUGCAACACUUACCACUGUGGGAUAUGGCGACAUUGUGCCGAUAACGCCUCUGGGUCGCUGUCUGGGCAGUCUGGUUGCCUUUAUUGGUGUUGGUCUUUUCGGCCUGCCGGCGGGCAUUAUCGCUUCUGGCUUUGCAGAUGCUCACCGAGCGAAAUCGCUUGAGCUUCGUCACAACAGCGCAGAUCAUUUGGAAGCUCGGAUGACUCGCAUGAUGAGCGUUCAAAGCGAGGUUCUUGCAGAGCUUCAGUCCCUGCGCACUCAGAUGGACAGCAUGCUAGCCGAUCAGCAACGAGUGCUCACACUGCUCGGGGCACAGAAAGCCCAACAGAUGGGUGGCUAG
Messenger RNA from Symbiodinium sp. CCMP2456, 813 nucleotides. Lineage: Eukaryota; Dinophyceae; Suessiales; Symbiodiniaceae. The record is from the annotation of a GenBank genome assembly.